Molecule: messenger RNA, 4811 nt
Organism: Eleginops maclovinus (Patagonian blennie)
Lineage: Eukaryota; Metazoa; Chordata; Actinopteri; Perciformes; Eleginopidae
Gene: plch2b
Product: phospholipase C, eta 2b
Exons: 22
Coding region: 233-4102 (1289 amino acids)
Biological process (GO): release of sequestered calcium ion into cytosol; lipid metabolic process; phosphatidylinositol-mediated signaling
Molecular function (GO): phosphatidylinositol-4,5-bisphosphate phospholipase C activity; calcium ion binding
Source: RefSeq, a predicted model, not a curated record
GCACACUCUUUCUCUGCGAGCCUCCUCUGACUGCAAAAAAUAAACACAGAAGAACAUAUGGCUGCUACACCGGAUCAAUGGUCAUUGCAUGAGGAAUGAACCUUCAGGAUGGGAAUAUUGUUAUUUGAUCCAAUGUGGGAAGAUUUAAACAGGAAGACAUGGAUAUGCUGCUUGAGAGAAGCUGUGCUAUAAACAAACUUCACUGAAGACUCCAGCAGAGUCAGGUGAGUUAAUGGGACAGGAGAGUUGGACUCAAAUGUACAGCUCAGGGAUGACCAGCACCCCAGCCAUGGCUCCUCUGUCUCCAGGGCCGAGUGGCACCCCACCACGCUCCCCUCUGUCAACCAGGAAGACCACCUUUCAGUCUUUGGGGUCCCUGACAUCAGGAGUUAUGUCCCCCUCGCUUGGUAAGGGCUCCUCUUAUCAGGCAAGAAAGGCCUCGAUUUCCUUGAACUCAUCCAACCCGUCCAUUAUGAGCUCUUCCAAACUCUGGCAAAAAGCGUCCAUCUCCAGACUGGCGGAGGAGUUUUUCUGGAUUGGUGGCAGUGUGGUGGCACAGCCAACAUGGAGACUGGGUCAGAUGGUGGAGAGGUGUAUGUGCACCAUGCAGGUCGGCACUCAGAUGACCAAAAUGAAGGGGAAGAAGAAAGGACUUGUCCGAUUCUUUUACCUAGACGAGCACAAGUCAUGCAUCCGUUGGAGGCCCUCCCGUAAACAUGACAAGGCUAAAAUAUCUAUCGAUUCCAUCCAUGAAGUCUGUGAGGGGAAAAAGUCAGAGAUGUUCAGGCGGUACGCAGACAACCGUUUCGACCCAAACUAUUGCUUCAGUAUUUACUACGGGGAGAGAGUGAAGUCCCUGGACUUAGUCUCCAACAAUGCAGAGGAAGCCCGCACCUGGAUCACAGGGCUCAAAUACCUCAUGGCUGGCAUCAGUGAUGAGGACAGUUUUACCCGGAGGCAACGCACCCGUGAUCAAUGGUUACAGCAGACUUUCUCUGAGGCCGACAAAAACGGAGAUGGCACCUUGAGCAUUGGAGAAGUUCACCAGCUGCUCCACAAACUAAAUGUGAAUUUACCCAAGGAGAAAGUCAGGCAGAUGUUUCAAGAAGCAGACACAGACAAGAACCAGGGCUCGCUGGGCUUUGAAGAAUUCUGUGCGUUCUACAAGAUGAUUUCCACUCGCAGAGACCUUUACCUGAUAAUGAUCUCCUACAGCAAUCAGAAAGAAGUCCUGGAUCUUCACGACCUCGCACGCUUUCUGGAAAACGAACAGAAGAUGCGAGGUUUGCCCAAAGAGUAUCUAGUCGACAUAUUAACCCAGUUUGAGCCAUGUCAUGAGAACCUGCAGCGAUCAGUGCUGGGUAUUGAUGGUUUUACCAACUUCAUGAGGAGCCCGGCAGGUGAUAUUUUUAACCCCGAGCACAAUCAGGUGCACCAGGACAUGACGCAGCCUCUGACCAACUACUUCAUUGCCACUUCACACAACACCUACCUGACAGGAGACCAGCUGCUCUCUCAGUCUCGAGUGGAAAUGUACGCCUAUGUUCUGCAGGCAGGCUGUCGCUGUGUGGAGGUGGACUGCUGGGACGGGCCUGAUGGGGAGCCCAUUAUUCAUCACGGCUACACCUUGACAUCCAAAAUUCCCUUUAAAGAAGUCAUUGAGACUAUUAACAAAUAUGCCUUCACAAAAUCACCGUACCCAGUGAUCUUGUCCAUAGAGAACCACUGCACUGUGCCUCAGCAAAAAAAGAUGGCUGAGUAUCUGAAGGAGGUGCUACAGGACAAACUUGAUCUGUCCAGUGUCAAUGUACAUGAAUGCAAGAAGUUGCCUUCCCCUGAGUUUCUUAAAGGGAAGGUUUUAGUCAAGGGUAAAAAACUGCCAGCAAACCUAGAUCCUAAUGCAGAGGAGGGUGAUGUGUCCGAUGAAGACACCGGUGAUGAGGAAGAGGAGGAGGAAGAAGAUGAGGAUGAUAAUCCACAGGACGGAAGUAUCGUUAACUCUAUAAAUCAAAGGAAAAAAAAAAGACGAUUUGGCAAAUCCAUUAUAACGAGUUUCAAACAAAAGAGGAAAAAAAGGUUACGAAUGAAAAACAAGACAAUAUCUGAUGGCGAGUCAGACCACAGCAAGGAGAAGGCACAAAUAGUUUACCAUCCUAAGAAGAGGAAAACAAUGAGGUUGUCCCGACAUCUUUCUGACCUGGUCAAGUACACAAAAUCCGUCCGUGUGCAUGACAUAGAAACACAAGCAUUUGAAAACAGUUGGCAGGUAUCAUCCCUCAACGAGACUGUUAUGAACCAGAUCUUACAGCUGAAAGCAGCCGAGUUGGUUCGUUUCAAUCAACGCCAACUUAUAAGAGUCUACCCGUCCAACUACAGAGUGGACUCAAGCAACUUCAACCCACAACUGUACUGGAACGCAGGAUGCCAUAUGGUUGCACUGAAUUAUCAAACAGAGGGCCGUAUGCUUGAUCUGAACCGAGCCAAGUUCUCAAGCAAUGGAAACUGUGGAUAUAUUCUAAGGCCAAAGGUUAUGUGCAAAGGUGCCUUUAACCCCAUGUUAGAAAGUCCCCUACAAGGAACCAGAAAGAUUCAGUUAGUGCUGAAGAUCAUCAGCGGGCAGCAGAUUCCUAAACCCAAAGACUCAAUGUUUGGGGACAGAGGAGAGAUUAUUGAUCCCUAUGUUGAGGUUGAGAUAGUUGGUCUACAUGUGGAUUGUUCCAAGCAGCAAACCAAGGUGGUGGAUGAUAAUGGUUUCAAUCCAAUGUGGGAGGAGACCCUUGUCUUCAACAUUAAAAUGCCACAGAUCGCUCUGGUGCGUUUCCAUGUGUGGGAUCAUAAUCCUCUUGGACGAGAGUUCAUUGGACAGAGAACUGUUGCUCUCAGCAGCUUGAUGCCAGGUUAUCGGCAUGUGUACCUAGAGGGGAUGGCGGAGUCAUCCAUCUUUGUUCAUGUCGCUGUCGUUGACACGUCAUUAAAGAUGAAACCCACAAAUGCGGUGAAUGCGGCUAGAAAACACAUCCAAAAAGCAGCUCAGAAGCAUAUGAAAGGUCCUCAAAAGCAGACUUCUCUAGAUUCCUCUGUCCAGUCCUCAGAAGACGGACGUGGUCUGUUCUUCCGCAGGGAUCUGGAUACCAUUUCUCAGGACAGCAGGAAUGGAGAAAUGUUUCCUCUAGUACAAGGCCCAGCAGCCAAGACUGCUAUCCUAAAAGGGGCCAUGAGUGAGCCUUUGAGAAGAGCGCACCGAGUUAAAAUUCAUGAACCAUCGGGGGCAAGAAGGGGAAUCUUCAGCCGGAUGUCCUCCACUGACUCCUACCACAUGGGGGCUGCUCCCUGUGCAAGAGAAGACAGCUUUGACCUUGAGACCUCACCCCAGGCUUCUUGUGAGGGUCCUGUUAAUGACAGCCAAAAUUCUAUUCAAGAAGAGUGGGAGAAUGAACUUGAUGAACAGUCGGAGUCACACUGUGCUGAGCAGGAGACAGUCCAGAGGUUUGAGCCAAAGAAUCCUGAACAGUUUGAGGACUUACCAACAGAACCAGAGACUGAAGAGUUCACUGCUAUUAAACCUGAGCAACCAACAGACACUCAAAUUCAGACUGAUACACUGUCUCUGCAUCGACCUCAGCCUCUGCCUCGACCCAUGCCACAGCAUCUGCAUCAGCCCGAAGAAAUAUCCUCUCCACUUAUCCCUUCGGCGUCCCCUGCCAGGAUGAGACGGACCUUAGAGGCUCCAGCCACACCCAGACAGUUUACACCAAUACGAACAAAGGCCCGCUCACGUAGUUGCCCUCGAAAAUCAACUGCAUCUGCUCAGACACCUACGGUAAACCGUAAGCCUGCUGUCCCCUGGCAGACGCAAGGAGCACAAAACUACAACAGUUACAGCAGCCAGGUGAGGCCAAUCCCCAACGGCCUCUGUCUGUCUGACAGCACGUCCAGCGGCAGUGGCGGCAGCACAGACAGCCUGGAGUUUGUACCAUCCUGUCUGCCAGCUGGGGCAGAGCCACGUGAAGGCACCCUGCAGAGGGAGAUGAAGGCCCUUUUUGACCAAAAGAUGAGGGAGAUUGGCUGUAAAUCCCCGAUUUUUCUAAAUGAGCACAGCUGAGAUUUGACUGAUGACAACAAGGUCCUUCAGAAGACAAAGAAAAGAGGAACAAUGCAACCACAAAAGAGUUGUAGGAGAAAAUAAUUGAGAUUUUCUUUCUAGAUAAGAAGAUACCAUGCAAAUUACACAAUUAGAUAUAUUUUUUAUUGUUAUAGACCGGCUGUAAUGUUUACAAUUAAUGCAGUUUGUAUGCAUGAAAUAGUUUUUUUAAAAUAAAAAGUUGAAUCAUCUGAUGCAAUUGCCAACUGUACAAAACAGCAUAAAGCACUCAUAAAAAAGUAACAGUAAACUAAGCACACUAGCAGUAUUUUUCAUCUAAUUGUUAACACUGAUCACUGAUUGUUUUUAUCAUAUCAAAACUAUGUUUGCUUUUCUAUUGAAAUUGUAGUAUUACUAUUUUAAAAUCAAUAAAUUGCUUAUUUUAAUAAAAUGUGAGUCCUAUUAUUUGAUAUGCAGAUAUAUUAUUUUAUAUUAUAUCUAUUCAUGCAAGGGAGGUCAAAACCUAUGUAAGUUAAUGGUUAUGUCAAACGUUAAAGAAGAUUUGCCGCUAUCAAAGCUAAAAGUAACGAUUUUCAAAUUUGCUAAGAAUAAAACUAUGUUCAUGUUGUUUAUGCUUUUUCUUUAUCUAUGUCUACAUUUUCUUGGGGUUUGUUUGCAUUACUUGUCCUCAAGCGCAGACUCAGUUCUUCAGUCAGUACGGUGCAGCAGG